CUAGUGUGCCAAUCAACAUGUGUUCUACGUACACCUUGAUGCUUGUAUUGUGUAUCGCCGUGUCUAUACGGACUGUGUUCAGUGCAGUUGCCUUACAAUUACCUGAAGAAAAACCUAAGGAAAUGGCUCAUCUUGAAGGAUGCUAUGUUCCUAUCUUGAAGCGUGUCCUGCCCUACAACCAGCCAUUUUCACCACAAAACGGAGGGUCUUGUCUUCAAUUUCACUGCCGCAAAGACAACAUUACGUCAAUUUUUAGUUGCGGCACCCUUCAUGUGGGUGAUAGUGGUUGUGCUGUAGUGCCCGGUGAUAGAUACCUGCCCUACCCAGACUGCUGUGAUCGAGGUGUCUGUAAUACUAUUAACCACAAUCCAUUGUUACCUAAAAUUAAAAUUAAAUGAUGCUACCAAAUACAA
Spodoptera litura is the source of this 413-nucleotide messenger RNA. RefSeq lists its product as uncharacterized. NCBI's taxonomy places the organism in Eukaryota, Metazoa, Arthropoda, Insecta, Lepidoptera, Noctuidae. The record is from RefSeq and is a predicted model, not a curated record.